CAGUUCCUCCGUCCAAUGGGAAUAGUGCUCGUGCAGGUGGCUGCGCUAUUAUCAGCGGGUCCCGGCUUCCCCCGCAGCUAAAGAGCAGCGAGUCAAUUUAUGGAAAGACAAGCCGAGCCCUUAAUGGUUCCCAUCAAAACCACUAAAAACAUCAUCAGCGGCUUCCUGUGGCGGGCACGUUGUGACAGAACGAGACCACGACGAACACGCGGAGACGUUUUUGGGACUUUUCGAGCUGUUCGCUUCCCCAGAGAGGAGAGAAGUUUUCCAACAUUCCCACACUCUUCUUCUUCUUCGUCCUCCUCCUCCAGGAUACUUCAGGAGAAGCAGAGGUGGCCUGGAUCCUGACUCUUCAACUUUAUUUACUCGAGUCUUUUAUUUCCCGUUUCUUUUAACCGAGCGUGCCCGGUGGUUCAUGCUCACAAAUGUUAGCGGUCGGGCAGAUGGAGGCUAACCGGCAGAGUGCGUUCGUCCUGGGCAGCACCCCGCUGGCGGCGUUACACAACAUGACCGAGAUGAAGACGUCCCUGUUCCCGUACUCGCUGCAGCAGGGCCCGGCGGGUUUCAAGACGCCCCAUCUCUCCAACCUUAACUCCCAGCUCUCCCACCUUAACUCCCAGCUCUCCAUGGGCACCCCGCACGGAAUAAGCGACAUCCUGGGAAGACCCAUCACCACGGCCGGGCAGCUGCUCUCCGGGUUCCCAAGGAUAAAUGGCCUGGCAACCACCGCAGCCGCCGCAGCCGCUGCGGGAAUGUACUUCAGCCCGGCGGUGUCGCGGUACCCGAAGCCCCUGGCCGAGCUGCCGGGGAGGGCGCCUAUCUUCUGGCCCGGGGUGAUGCAGGGUUCUCCCUGGAGGGACCCGCGGAUUCCCUGUCCCACUCAGGCGAGCAUGAUGAUGGACAAGGACGGGAAGAAGAAACACUCCAGACCCACUUUUUCAGGACAGCAGAUUUUUGCACUGGAGAAAACUUUCGAGCAGACGAAAUACCUGGCCGGCCCGGAGAGAGCGCGCCUGGCUUAUUCUUUAGGGAUGACCGAGAGUCAAGUCAAGGUUUGGUUUCAGAACAGAAGAACCAAAUGGCGGAAGAGACACGCGGCAGAGAUGGCCACGGCCAAGAAAAAGCACGACUCUGAGACCGAGAAGAUGAAGGAGAGCUCGGAGAACGAGGACGACGACGAGUACAACAAACCGCUGGACCCAAACUCAGACGACGAGAAAAUCACGAGACUGUUGAAAAAGCACAAGGCCACCAACCUGGCGCUGAUCAGCCCCUGCAGUAACAGCUCGGACACUUUGUGAUGCCCACACCUGAUGGGGCCAAAGUCUGGGGGGUCCUACAAAGAGAGACCUGUCGCACUCUUUCUGACCCCCUUUUCCACCUGACAUUAUGAACAUGCGCCUGAUGGGAUGCGUUAAACUCACACGGAGCCAGAAAUGCGGAGUGUGUGCCAUGACGCACGGAGAACGCGCUGACCGUGACGCAUCCAAAUCCAAACUUUUACAGACUCUGUGUACUCGGAGAUGUAACUUCUGUCAAAACUGGACUUCAACAAGACUAAUAAGUUCACGUCAGCUGAACGGACAAUAAAUAUUGGGGAUGAGGAGCCGUUUUGGCGACGUUUUUACGCAUAAAACUGGAGUUUUAACAACAGGUGUAAAUGUAACAAACUAUUAUUCACACACAAUCCGGAUCAGUGUCGGGCCUUUCAGUGUGACUUAUUUCAUUUAUUUCACACAUAAAGGUGCUUUUAUUUCUCACUCAUGGAGGCAUGGCACCUGUUACAUUAUGCGUAACACAUUAAUCUUAAAAAAAUGGCAGCUCCUUCCUCAUUUCAAAGUCUGGCAGGCCGCUUAUUUAGCUCUGAAUUAGACCAAUGAAUGUUUUUAUGAAUCGGCGAUAUUUUAUUUGAAGGAAAAUGACAAAACUGCCUCUUAAGUUGUUUUUUUUUAUGAAACAAAGUAUGCACCACUUUCAUUUAAAAAAUCGACUUUAUUUUAAAAUGUCGAUUCCUAAACGGCUCACGGUCAUUUUAAGCCGUUUUUAAAGGUGACUGUCAGUCGUAAUUAUGAGCAGCCGACACUGAUCCGGGUGCGGGACGCAUGUUAAAAAUGGCAGGUGUAAUCGGGGCCUGUGAUGCUUCUAAAGCUCAGUUUAACCAGGGUAUCCACUGUCCUAAAAGGCGAGAGAGUUGAAUGUUCUGCGGGCGCAUAUUUGAGCUGAAUGGAUGAUUUGUGCUGCAGCCUGAAGAUGAAAAAUGUUCGUGUGAAGAUUGUAUAUAUUUUUUACUGAAUAAGUUAUGUUCGGACGCGCUUAUUGCCCCUCAGAUAGACCCGCUGCUUCCUUUUCAUUCCUGCAGAAUAAUGCCGCCUCUUUUCUUCUGCUCCGGAACAGAAAUGUACAGACUCAGAAUGCUGUAAAUAAUCACUGUAAAAACAACAAGAUCUGCUUUUUAACCCCACAUCACACACACACUUUUCUUUCACUUAACUUGAGACAGUUUCUGUUUUUUAGUUUUUUAAUUUGUCCCUCAUCAUCAGCACACAGCGGAGCAGCAAACUGUUGGAGUUAAAGAGAGAAGGAUGAAGGUUCAAGGAAGAGAAAACACUUUGUAUAAUGAAUAAAUUAUUUAACAAGCA
Labrus bergylta (ballan wrasse) is the source of this 2639-nucleotide messenger RNA. RefSeq names its product NK6 homeobox 2 (gene nkx6-2). Gene Ontology annotation, molecular function: DNA-binding transcription factor activity, RNA polymerase II-specific; RNA polymerase II cis-regulatory region sequence-specific DNA binding. Gene Ontology annotation, biological process: regulation of transcription by RNA polymerase II; cell differentiation. Lineage: Eukaryota; Metazoa; Chordata; Actinopteri; Labriformes; Labridae. Gene Ontology annotation, cellular component: nucleus. The record is from RefSeq and is a predicted model, not a curated record.